CGCGCAGCUCGCGCUGUGAUGGGACUACAAACCCGUUAGUGCCCUCCGCUUCCUCCUCUUCCAUCAUGGCUCCCUCGAUAGACAGGCAAGGAUACUGGGGGCGGCCGACCUCAACGCUGGACUGGUGCGAGGAGAAUUAUGUCGUCUCUUCCUACAUCGCGGAGUUCUGGAACACGGUCAGCAACCUGAUAAUGAUUCUUCCUCCCAUAUACGGAGCCGUCCAGACGUUCCGGGACGGCCUGGAGUUUCGUUAUAUCUGCUCGUUUCUUGGUCUUUCAGCUGUAGGCGUCGGCUCCUGGUGCUUCCACAUGACGCUGCUGUAUGAGAUGCAGCUGCUGGACGAGUUGCCAAUGAUUUACAGUACAUGUGUGUUUGUGUACUGUCUAUACGAGUGCUUCAAGCAAGAGAACAGCAUCAGUGUGUUUCCUAUCGUGUUGUUGAUAAUCUUCAGCGUCUCGGUCACGUUGGUGUACCUGCAGUGGAAGGAGCCAGUGUUUCACCAGGUCAUGUAUGGUGCCCUGGUAGCUUGCCUGGUGAUGCGUUCGGUCUUCAUUGUUACAUGGGUGUACCCGUGGCUCAGGGGCCUGUGUUACACCUCUUUAGGGAUCUUUAUGUUGGGCUUCCUGCUGUGGAACAUCGACAACAUUUUCUGUGACUCGUUAAGAACCAGUAGACAAGUGCUGCCCCCUGGUGUUGGAGUGGUGACACAGUUCCAUGCCUGGUGGCACAUUUUCACAGGUCUCGGCUCCUACCUGCACAUUCUCCUCAGCUUGCAGAUCAGAUCCACCUACCUCAAGUAUAGACCAAAAGUUAAGUUUCUGUGUGGCGUCUGGCCCACUUUGCACAUUGAACCACAGAAGACGAGCUGAAGUGAGAAGACGAGGAGCAGCUUAAGGACGGUGACUGCCGAACCGGGCACUACUGGCAGAAACCCGCCUGUGUCUCCUGGCUACUGCUGGGAACUUGGCCCACAGGCAAGCAGCUGGUGUACCACAAGGCGCCAACUUAGGGACCAUUUGGUUCUGAGCUGUGGAAAAUGACUAAGUGAAGUAUAGCACUGAAUUAUUUCAAGAAACUGAAGAUUCUUUCCAUUGAUUAUAAUUUAUUAGAGUAGUAUGUUUAAGUUAUUUUUAAGUGGGUAGUUUCUUUUUUUUCUUUUCUAUUUUUUUUUUCCCAAACAGCCAUUUUCAGUGACUGAAUGAUGCAGCCCACUUCAGUGGCAAUUACAGAAGGAAUUAUAAAAGUUUAAUUGUAAAAAUAGUGGAGCAGCUGUAAUUAAUUCAGUCUUUGCUUAUGACCAAUCGGGUAAAUAAUAAAAUAUGAGCCAAAAUAUA
Messenger RNA from Poecilia latipinna (sailfin molly), 1334 nucleotides. It is a transcript of the gene acer3, whose product is annotated as alkaline ceramidase 3. Gene Ontology annotation, molecular function: N-acylsphingosine amidohydrolase activity. The transcript is spliced from 11 exons. NCBI's taxonomy places the organism in Eukaryota, Metazoa, Chordata, Actinopteri, Cyprinodontiformes, Poeciliidae. Gene Ontology annotation, cellular component: endoplasmic reticulum membrane. The record is from RefSeq and is a predicted model, not a curated record. Gene Ontology annotation, biological process: ceramide metabolic process; phytosphingosine biosynthetic process. The coding region runs from base 66 to 869 and encodes 267 amino acids.